CCGUCCCGGGCGAGUUGGUAAACACAGCCGAGCGCGUGCAGGGCGCCAGCUGUGUGGCAGCGCGCGGAGGGCGCGCGAAGGUGACCGAGGACUCCCGCUUCCUGCGGCCGGUCCUGAAGCAUGGCUGCCAUGUUGGGGGAUGCCAUCAUGCUGGCCAAGGGCCUUGUCAAACUGACCCAGGUGGCCCUGGAAACCCACCUGCAGCACUUGGGCCUUGGCGGGGAGCUUAUCAUGGCAGCCAGGGCCCUGCAGUCCACAGCUGCGGAGCAGAUUGGCGUGGUCCUGGGGAUGGUGCAGGGUCAAGAUAAACAGGAGGCGUCUUAUGCCACUGAGAGCUUCGAUGACCUAGAAGCAGAGAUCCCCUUCUCAGGGGCACCGGCAGCUAGGGCCUCCACUGACUUCUCCUCAGCCUCCACCAUUGACCAUGGGUCUCCGUCCAUGGGUCACACCCACAGUGAGGGCCCGGCUCCCACCUAUGCCGCCAGUGGACCGUUUAGGGAAGCCGGGCUCCCGGGUCAGGCCACUUCCCCGCUGGGCAGAGUCAACGGGAGGCUCUUUGCAGACCCCAGAGACUUUUUCUUCGCCACUGGCUUCCAGCGAAGGUUCUUCCAUCAGGACCAGUCCCCCAUGGGGGGUCUCACGGCCGAGGACAUUGAGAAGGCCCGGCAGGCCAAGGCCCGCCCUGAGAGCAAGCCACACAAGCAGAUGCUCAGUGAGCAGGCUCGGGAGAGGAAGGUGCCAGUUACGCGGAUUGGGCGGCUGGCCAACUUCGGAGGUCUGGCUGUGGGCCUGGGCUUUGGGGCCCUGGCCGAGGUUGCCAAGAAGAGUCUGCGCCCUGAUAACUCCACAGGGAAGAAAGCCGUGCUGGACUCCAGCCCCUUCCUGUCGGAGGCGAACGCAGAGCGCAUCGUGCGCACGCUGUGCAAGGUGCGCGGGGCGGCGCUGAAGCUGGGCCAGAUGCUGAGCAUCCAGGAUGACGCGUUCAUCAACCCUCAUCUGGCCAAGAUCUUCGAGCGGGUGCGGCAGAGCGCUGACUUCAUGCCGCUGAAGCAGAUGAUGAAAACGCUCAACAACGACCUGGGCCCCAACUGGAGGGACAAGCUGGAGUACUUCGAGGAGCGUCCCUUUGCGGCUGCCUCCAUCGGGCAGGUGCAUUUGGCCCGCAUGAAGGGCGGCCGCGAGGUGGCCAUGAAGAUCCAGUACCCUGGCGUGGCGCAGAGCAUCAACAGUGACGUCAACAACCUCAUGGCCGUGCUGAACAUGAGCAACAUGCUCCCCGAAGGCCUGUUCCCGGAGCACCUGAUCGAUGUGCUGAGGCGGGAGCUGGCCCUUGAGUGUGACUACGAGCGGGAGGCCACCUGCGCCAGGAGGUUCCGGGAGCUGCUGAAGGACCACCCCUUCUUCUACGUGCCCGAGAUCGUGGAGGAGCUCUGCAGCCCGCACGUGCUCACCACGGAGCUGGUGUCCGGCUUCCCCCUGGACCAGGCUGAGGGGCUGAGCCAGGAGGUUCGGAACGAGAUCUGCUACAACAUCCUGGUCCUUUGUCUGAGGGAGCUGUUUGAGUUCCACUUCAUGCAGACAGACCCCAACUGGUCUAACUUCUUCUACGACCCCCAGCAGCACAAGGUGGCUCUUCUGGACUUCGGGGCCACUCGGGAAUACGACAGAUCCUUCACUGAUCUCUACAUUCAGAUCAUCAGGGCUGCUGCUGACCGGGACCGGGAGGUCGUGCGCCAGAAGUCCAUCGAGAUGAAGUUUCUCACCGGCUACGAGGUCAAGGCCAUGGAAGACGCCCACCUGGAUGCCAUCCUCAUCCUGGGCGAGGCCUUCGCCUCGGAGGAGCCCUUCGAUUUUGGCACCCAGAGCACCACCGAGAAGAUCCACAACCUGAUCCCCGUCAUGCUGAAGCACCGCCUCAUCCCGCCGCCCGAGGAGACCUACUCCCUGCACCGGAAGAUGGGUGGCUCUUUCCUCAUCUGCUCCAAGCUCAAGGCCCGCUUCCCCUGCAAGGCCAUGUUUGAGGAGGCCUACAGCAACUACCGCCGGCCGCAGGCUGAGCAGCAGUAGCCAGGGCGGAGCCGAGGUGGCGCGUGGGAAGUGGCGGCGGUGACCUCCCCCCUGACUUCCUGCCAGCGCGAGGGUCCCUGCAGUGCUUUCACAGGGUUUUCAGGCCAAGUGGGUGGAGUGACAAGUGCCGGAAGGCAGCGGAACGCCACUCUUCUGUCAGACUCUGUCCUCCGAAAUCUCAAGGGGGUGAGUUUAUCCUCCGUCUCCUUUUCCCUCCUGUGUCAGCCAGAACCCAGGCAGCGCCUCCUGCUGAUCCCGGCGGCCCAGCAGCUUCCGGGACCGUCGGUACCGAGGCUGAGUCGGCGUCUCUCCGUGCCUCUCACCUGCGCUGUGGGGCUGGGAGCAGCGCCGUGGGCGCCAUCGCCCACACAGCCGGGGCUGCUUGGCCGCUGCCGACCUGUUUUGGACGACUGACCCGUCAGGGCUCCUCCUUCGCAGGGGGGCAGGCGGGGGCCGGAGGCGGCACUGGCCGGUGCGUCCACCCGGAGGGUCAGCGCAGGUGCGUGAACUUUUGUACCGGUGUUGUAAUUACCACAUUUACUUGUUUCCGUUCAAUUAAACGAAGUGCUUGUGCACAGCC
Chinchilla lanigera (long-tailed chinchilla) is the source of this 2647-nucleotide messenger RNA. RefSeq names its product aarF domain containing kinase 3 (gene Coq8a). The coding region runs from base 121 to 2067 and encodes 648 amino acids. NCBI's taxonomy places the organism in Eukaryota, Metazoa, Chordata, Mammalia, Rodentia, Chinchillidae. The record is from RefSeq and is a predicted model, not a curated record. The transcript is spliced from 15 exons. Gene Ontology annotation, biological process: ubiquinone biosynthetic process. Gene Ontology annotation, molecular function: kinase activity. Gene Ontology annotation, cellular component: extrinsic component of mitochondrial inner membrane.